This is a messenger RNA of Colletotrichum godetiae, 561 nucleotides long. RefSeq lists its product as uncharacterized. The coding region runs from base 1 to 561 and encodes 186 amino acids. Gene Ontology annotation, cellular component: BLOC-1 complex. The transcript has a single exon. The record is from RefSeq and is a predicted model, not a curated record. Lineage: Eukaryota; Fungi; Ascomycota; Sordariomycetes; Glomerellales; Glomerellaceae. Gene Ontology annotation, biological process: endosome organization.
AUGUCGACCACCCAAGCCAAUGCAGUGCCGGACACGCAACUGGGGUUGAGCUAUGAAGAGAUACAGCUGUUGCGUCAAGGACAAGCGGCACUGGGUCAAGGAACUGGAGGAGGCGGUUCGAAUUCGUCACGGGCAGCAAGUCGCGCGUCAAGCCAAGGACUGCUGCUGCUGGACAGCACCUCAUUAGCAGCUCUAGGACGAUACUUUGACCGGGUCAUGAACCAGAUCGAACAACAGAUCAUCUACCUCAGUGAACAAAGCCAGAUGUUUACCAUGGCCCAAUUUGAUCGAGCUGGCAAUCUAAUCGAGGGUGCCGACGCCGAGAUCCAGCGGUAUCACGAGCUUCUCCGGCAACUCGACGAGUUGGAGCUCGACUUCGACCGAAUAAGGCAUAUCAAAGAGAUUGUACGAGGGUACAGAUCACGAGUUGAAGAGAUGGAGCGUGAAUUGGAACGGAGUGGCUCAUCUUCCCGGCAUAGAGAAGGACACCAUUCUCACCGGCAUGGCCACUCGCAUAGUCACCGGCAUGGGCACGAGAGUUCUCGUCGACACCGACACUGA